This is a messenger RNA of Myripristis murdjan (pinecone soldierfish), 3616 nucleotides long. RefSeq names its product BRO1 domain and CAAX motif containing (gene brox). NCBI's taxonomy places the organism in Eukaryota, Metazoa, Chordata, Actinopteri, Holocentriformes, Holocentridae. The transcript has 13 exons. The coding region runs from base 110 to 1345 and encodes 411 amino acids. The record is from RefSeq and is a predicted model, not a curated record.
GUUUAUUUCCGGAAGUGAAUUGUUGUGAGUGUCAGACUUUCCAAAAGGGCUAAUAAACCUGAAACCCCAGCGCUGUGAGGAAAAGGUGUGACCUCAGCCGAGCCACAGGAUGGCACAUUGGUUUCACAGAAACCCACUGAAGGCAACAGCGCCUGUUUCCUUUAACUUCUACGGAGUGGCCGGGAGCCCUGCUGCCAACAAGAUAUGCAACGACCUGAGGACAACCAGGGCACGACUCCUGGAAAUGUUCACUGAUCUCACCUGCAACCCAGAGAUCAUGAAAAAUGCCACAGAUGCUUACUUCUCCCUCCUACAAGGCUUCAUCAUAUCCUUGGAUGGAAGUACACAGGAGAACAAGAUGAGGUUCAUCCAGAACUUCAAGUGGACUGACACCUUACAAGGAAACACACCAAGUGCCCAGCAGGAUGCAGUGUUUGAACUGGUCUCUAUGGCCUUCAACGUGGCCAUCUGGUACACCAAGUUUGCCUCAAGACUAGCUGGGAAGGAAAACAUAACAGAGGCUGAAGCGAAAGAUGUUCACCGGAGCCUGAAGGUUGCUGCCGGGAUUUUCAAAAAUCUGAAGGAGGUCCACAUCCCUCGCCUCAUCACCCCAGCCGAGAAGGGCAGAGACCUGGAGCCCAGAGUGAUUGAUGCAUAUAUCAUCCAGUGCCAAGCAGAGGCACAAGAAGUGACAAUUGCCAGAGCGAUCGAACUCAAGCAUAAUGCCACACUCAUUGCAGCUUUGGCCUUUGAGACCGCAAACUUCUAUCAAAAAGCAGACCACACACUGAACACCCUGGAGCCAGAGUGCAGCAGCAAAUGGAGGAAGUAUCUUCAGCUGAAGCAGCACUUUUACAUGGCCUAUGCAUACUGCUAUCAUGGACAGACUCUGCUGGCCAGUGACAAGUGCGGCGAGGCCAUAAGAUCUCUCCAAGAAGCAGAAAAGUGUUACUCCCGUGCCGAGGCCUUGUGCAAGGAGUAUCGUCAGACCAAAGGCCCGGGGAGUACAGCCAAACCGUCAGAGCAGCUUUUCUUCCUCAAGCUUGGCGGUCUCAUCAAAAACACCCUGGAGAAGUGCCAGAGAGAGAACGGCUUCAUAUACUUCCACAAGGUCCCAGCUGAGCCACCCCAGCUGGAGUUGAAGGCGAGCUACGGUCUGGCUGAGCCUGUAGCCUUCGAGCUGCCGGCCCUCAGCGAGCAGUGCACACCUGAAGUCUAUGCCACCUUUGACCUGACCAAGGGGGCCAAAAAUGACAAGGCCAAACCCAAACAGGAGGAGGAAGUGAAACCGGUCAAGGAGCCAGAUUUGAAGCCUCAAAAGGACACAGGCUGCGUCAUCUCCUAAAUUUCCUGUGGAUGUCAUUUUCCAGUCUCAUGCUUCAUUAUCACCUAUCAUAGUGAUGGCAUCCGUUUCCUUUCCAUGAAAAGUAAACUUCCACAGGCAAAUGUCAUUUUUUUUUUGUAUUGUUAAUCCAUGGUGUUUUACAUUGAUGCUGGAAAAUACAGUGUAUUUCGCAAUGACAAUAUAUCACCUUAGCGCCAUCAAUCUUUUAUCUUCACAGUAAAGCAAGAGCCAAUGUAUUAUCUUAGAGAGCAAGACAGGAAACAUUUGACAGCUUACCAUAAAACAAACUGCAUCGAUGACAUUGGUGUUCAGAACUGCCUGAAACUGAUUUUUUUUUUUUUUUUUUUAAUGUUAAGGUAAUAUAGUAAGUAAAGUAAUUCAAAAGAUUUUAAAGGAAGGAUGAUUCUGUACAGUAUGGUUAGUAAUUAUAUGUUAGAAGGGUUAUAAUAACUCAGUCAAGUCAGUUCAAGAGGCUAUUUCAAUUAGAAUAUAGAUAAAUGUGUUGUAAGGGUAAACUAGUCCUAUAAAGGUGCCUUGUUGCAUGUAAACCUGCAUAAUGUGGGCUCUUACAGGAGCUAAUCACUCAGUCUCAGGAUUUCCAACCUCUGGCAUUGGAGUGCCCUGGCCUGCCUCUAGAUGCCUCAAAGAUGGAAACUGGCCCACUGAACAAAACAGAAAAUGACUUCUGUAUAUAGACCUGGGCAAAAAAAGUUAAAAUACUGCUAAAAAUGGUUUUAGAUGCACUUGAACUGUCUUUGGGAUAUCCUGUUAGCAUCAGAAAUAGAAAGAAAACCUUAAAUCGUGUAUUAACCAUUAAGCAGAACAUGAUAUGUAACUAUUCAUAGACUGAGAGCUUCUGCAGAAAAUCAUUUUGGACAAAAAAAAGGCCCAUUUGGUAAUUCUGGUGCUGUCAGUGCUGUCAUUAGGUUGGCAUCCUCAAUCAAAGAUGUUUUGUGGCAUGAGUGAACUCAACAUUAAAUUUUUUUUUUUUUUUUUCACUUUCAUUUUAGUCUUUAAGCUUUUAAUUGGUUUAAAAAUUGGUUUCAAAUUGUGAUUUUGUUCUGGACUGCCUCAGAAAACAGGAUGUUCAUGGUGAAAAUGAACUGAAUAGAAAUGUAAAUCAAGACUGUAUGGAUUAUUAAUGAUACAUUGGAUUUGUUUUUUGUUUUUUUUAAUCUGUAGCAUUUAUUAGCACUUUUCUUUUUGAUUGCAUGAUGCAGUUAUUGUAGUUCUUUUUGUACAUGAGGUAGCUGUUUUCUACUUAUACUGUUCAUUUUAGGAAAACUAUAUUAAUGGGCAAGGCUAAUCAUUCUUUCAUAUGAUAGUGGCUAUGUGGGGAUUUUGUAAGACAUCCCUGUUGAUAAUAGCUUUUAAUUUAUUACUAAUGUUUAAUGAUAUUUGAGUAAAGAACUGAGAACACUCAUUGUGACCAUACAGUCUUACACAAACCAAGUCACACAUCUUUGAUAAUUCUGUUUUCUCCCACCAAACUACCUAAGGAGCUGCAUGACACUUUUCUUUGGAAAGCCUCUUAGUUGCAGAGAAAAUGGUUGAUUGAUUUAGGAGUGAAGGCAUAUAUGUGUGGGAUAUGACCGUAUAAUGUGGACGUAAAGACAUAACAGCUCACAGGCCUGUAUUGUGUAGGAAAAAAAGCAUAAUUUUUUAUUUUGUUUUUUUGAAAAAUGAUGUCACAUGCUGCUGAAGAGCUAAUCCAGCUGUUUUCAGAGAGCUCCUCAAGUUGAAAAAUGAAGAAAUCUCAGAAGAAGCGUUAACUGUCAAUCGCUCAGUCAUGUAUAACCUGUAAUGUACUCUUCAUGUGUUUUUGCUUUGAAACAACAUCUAGCCUCCACAGCUCUUGACAAUACAGUUCUGAGAAACGGGACAAACUAAUUUUCUCACUAGUUACUGUAUAAUUUCUGCAUAGCACAAUGAAAUACCUUUGCACUUUAUAUUCAUUUGGACAGGUUUACCAGCAGGGAUCCAGUGGAGGGAGCACUGCACCCACAGUGCUAACAAAACACACUGAUCUUGUGUCAGUUUAAAUUUGAUUAACAUGUUGGUGGUUUUUAUUGACAUGCAAAUAUUGCUGAAUUCGGACCAACGCUAGUUCCUUUUUUCCUUUUACAAGGCACUCGUUUAUCAAUAGGGUGUGCUGAAUCACCAUUACAGUGUACACUCCUGUAGCUCAUGAUUAUUCAUCUAAUGGUGUCCUUCAUGUAAAAUGUAUUUAAAUGGUAUUAAAACUAUCCAUGAAAAAGAGUUUACUAAGUU